Messenger RNA from Hibiscus syriacus, 726 nucleotides. RefSeq names its product transcription factor MYB73-like. NCBI's taxonomy places the organism in Eukaryota, Viridiplantae, Streptophyta, Magnoliopsida, Malvales, Malvaceae. The record is from RefSeq and is a predicted model, not a curated record. Gene Ontology annotation, cellular component: nucleus. Gene Ontology annotation, molecular function: RNA polymerase II cis-regulatory region sequence-specific DNA binding; DNA-binding transcription factor activity, RNA polymerase II-specific. Gene Ontology annotation, biological process: regulation of DNA-templated transcription. The transcript has a single exon. The coding region runs from base 1 to 705 and encodes 234 amino acids.
AUGGAUCAAGAACAGGUUCAAGGACAAUGGAGCGUCGAGGAGGAUGAAGCAUUGCGCAAGUUGGUGAACCCACACGGUGCUCGAAGCAGGUCUUUGAUAUCGAGGUCGAUCCCCGGACGUCAACCACGAUUGUGCAAUCAACUAUCACCGGACGUCGAGCUUCACGCUUUCACAUUGGAGGAAGACGGAGUCAUCAUGAGGGCGCGCGCCAAGUACGACAAUAGGUGGGAAACCAUUGCUAAGCUCCUCACCGGACGUACGGAUGAUGCCGUUAAGAAUCAUUGGAACUCGACGUUGAAGCGAAAGCUAUCAACGGUGGAAGACGGGGAUUCAAUUCAAGAAUCGGAGAAACGAUCGGCGAAAUCUCCAAGAACGGAGAGCCCUUCAGGUUCUGAAGCCAGCGAUUUGGGAUCAAACGUUACAGAGUCAAACAAGCACUUCGUUGCCAUUGAUGUUUCAACGGAGCUUACUCUCGGACGGUCAUGGAACGAAUUGUUCGAUGUCAAUAAUAUUAACUCAUCAAAGGAGAAGAACGAACACAAACAACCAUUUGUGGAAGAACAAGUCGGUGGAAUUAAGACAACGGAGGCAUCGCUUGCACCGACAGUGGCGGCGGCAAUUCAAGAGAUGAUCCAAAAAGAAGUGAGGGAUUACAUGGCCGAGUUUUCUGUUGAGAGCGAAAACGUGACGCAUUGCUGGGGUUAAAUGGCGGGAAAGUUUGAAAUC